AGGAGCACCCCCCCUCUCCGAAACCGACCUGGCUCUUCCUUGCUGCCCAGAACAGACCCCCAUUUCUGACUGACCUCGCUUCAUGAGCAAACGCCAGCCUCGUGACGUCACAGCCCUGCUCAUCCCCUCAGCCUGAUGUCACGCUUAGCCCCCUCCCCUCUCACGUCGUGCUUCCUUAGUGUCCUAGUCACCUGGUCCACGGCCGAGUGCUGGCGCCACAUCACGGAGCCAGCCAAGCCAGACUUCCAGGGAAACUCCUAGGACUUUUAGUGAACUCUAGGGUGUUGGGGACUGUCGUAAUCACCGCCCCCACGUCUAAUCUCGUCUUCCCACUGUUACUGUCAUUUGUUGCCCUUGUCCAGCUUUCAGUUUGGGUAUUCUGAACUCCAACCUAGAUCGGACUCUGAUCCCUAUAUUCUCAUCCUGAGAACCCAGCAGUGAUGUGGAGGCAGAGACUCACGGGAGCCCCGGACUUCACCUGAGCUAUCUCAGUCACCAAGAGUGGCAAGAAAAGGAAGAAAAGCCUGAGUUGGGGGGGACAAGGAUGCCUGACCGGGACAGCUAUGCCAAUGGCGCUGGCAGCAGCGGUGGAGGUCCUGGAGGUGGUGGCAGUGAGGAGGCCAGUGGGGCAGGGACAGGCAGUGGGGGAGCCACUUCAGAUGCCAUCUGUAGAGACUUCCUGAGGAAUGUGUGCAAGCGAGGCAAGCGUUGUCGGUACCGCCACCCAGACAUGAGUGAGGUAUCCAACUUGGGGGUAAGCAAAAAUGAAUUUAUCUUCUGCCAUGACUUCCAAAACAAGGAGUGUAGCCGCCCAAACUGCCGUUUCAUCCAUGGCUCCAAGGAGGACGAGGAUGGAUAUAAGAAGACAGGAGAGCUGCCCCCACGGCUGAGGCAGAAGGUGGCAGCUGGGCUGGGCCUUUCACCUGCUGACCUACCCAAUGGUAAGGAGGAGGUCCCUAUCUGCCGUGACUUCCUCAAAGGUGACUGUCAGAGAGGAGCCAAGUGCAAGUUCCGGCACCUGCAAAGGGAAUUUGAGUUUGAUGCUCGAGGUGGUACUGGAGGUGGAGGCUUGUCAGGCUCCAUUCCCCCUGGUCGACGCCAUGAUCUCUAUGAUAUCUAUGACCUUCCUGAAAGGGGCUUUGAGGACCAUGAACCAGGCCCUAAGCGCCGGAGAGGUGGAUGCUGCCCUUCUGAUAGCCUCCAUUUUGAGUCCUAUGAAUAUAACUUGGCUCUACCCCGUGGAGUAGAGUGCAGACUGCUAGAGGAGGAGAAUGCCAUGCUCAGGAAACGUGUGGAGGAGCUGAAGAAACAAGUGAACAAUCUGCUGGCCACUAACGAGGUACUUCUGGAACAAAAUGCCCAAUUCCGAAAUCAGGCCAAGGUCCUGACCCUGAGCUCUACUGCACCAGCAACUGAGCAAACCCUGGCUCCCACCGUGGGCACUGUGGCCACUUUUAACCAUGGCAUUGCACAGACUCACACCACUCUGAGCAGCCAGGCUCUACAGCCUCGUCCUGUGUCCCAGCAAGAACUUGUGGCUCCUGCUGGAGCUCCAGCUGCUCCCCCAACCAAUGCUGCACCUCCUGCUGCUCCACCUCCCCCACCUCCACACUUGAACCCAGAGAUCACGCCACUAUCAGCCGCUUUGGCGCAAACCAUCGCCCAGGGGAUGGCACCCCCACCUGUGUCCAUGGCCCCUGUAGCUGUGUCUGUGGCUCCUGUGGCUCCUGUGGCUGUGUCCAUGGCCCAGCCCUUGGCAGGAAUCACAAUGAGCCACACUACUACUCCUAUGGUGACUUACCCCAUUGCUUCCCAGAGCAUGCGUAUCACAGCCAUGCCACACUGACAGGACUAAUGGAUUCUUCCUGUUACAGCAUCUGAGGGCUGGGGUCAAGGGGCCCUUCCCCACUUGCCCUCCCAGGACCUGUCUGAAGGGCCACCCAGAAACUAGGACAAGAGACUACAAGGAAUAUACUUCGUAGGAGCAUCUCCUGAGGCAGGGUCGUGCUGGUGUGUUCUCUCUCCUUCAGGCCUCACUCAGACAGAGGCUUGCACAGGCAUUGAGACUGGGCCAGCAAAAAGAAAGGACUGAGGGACUGUUCUCUCAUAGGAAGUUGGGAAUGUCCCUGGUCUUGUCCUCACUUGUAAACAGUACAGGUUCCAGCACUGGUAUGAGAGAGGAAAAUUCCCUACCAAGAGCCAGGAAAGGUUGGGAAAGUGGGUAGUCAGGAGAGAAGACCCCAUGGGAGCCUUCAGAUGAUUUGGGGCCUAAAAUUAUUCCUGGGCCCCUAGGAAGGCUGGGACCAUAGUACUUCAACCCAGACUAGGGAAACAUUCGCCUACCUAGCUUGGCCUGGAAAUCUGUAGGGCAGUGCCCACCAACUUCCAAAGAAAUAAAAGACCAUUAUUUUUUAACAAAGGAAGUGAGCAUUGCUUAGAUGGCUAUUGGGGAAGAUGGGAGCAUAAAUAGAUCUCAUGCUAAAAAGGGUAAAGACUUACCC
Messenger RNA from Psammomys obesus (fat sand rat), 2501 nucleotides. RefSeq names its product zinc finger CCCH-type containing 10 (gene Zc3h10). The transcript is spliced from 3 exons. Gene Ontology annotation, molecular function: metal ion binding. The record is from RefSeq and is a predicted model, not a curated record. The coding region runs from base 545 to 1846 and encodes 433 amino acids. Lineage: Eukaryota; Metazoa; Chordata; Mammalia; Rodentia; Muridae.